UUCCCGGGCAUGUACUGUACAACAUCCAGAAUAUUUCCAAGAAAUUUCGUUGCGUGAUCUUCACUCGAGUAUUUAAGACUUCUCCACAGUUACUAUCGGUUCAUUCUAUUAAAGUUUAGAAAUGAUCAAAUUGGUGUUUGGAAGUGUUUGCUUUCUGGUGUUAUUUUGGAAGUCAGAAAGUCAGGUGUCUCCACGAAGACUACCUCCAGUCCCUAGACCAAGUGUUGACGUACCAACUAUCUCUACUGAUAUCAUUAAUGAUGCAGUGGAUCAAGCUUCAUCUAUUAUAUCUGGAAGAAGAGAGAUAGAAAGGAAUUUAGUUAUUCAAGGUAGAACACUUUCUGCCCGUCUGCAUCCUGCUGAGAGCAGACAUCAACUCUUCUUGAUGACUUUUCCAAGAGCCAUAACUCUCGAAGAAAUCAGAGAGCAAUUUGAAGAAAUUACAAAAGUUCUAGCAGAUCGAUUCAAUUUAUCUCCGGACGAAAUCAUAUUUGGCCUAUCACAAUUAGAUCUGAGCCAAACUACUGCAAGGCCAUUGGUACAACGAUGCUUUAAUCAAUUCCAACCGCGAUGUGAAAGUAGUAGAUUUAGAACUUUCGAUGGAAGCUGUAACAACUUAAGAAAUCCUUCUUGGGGGAUGAGUUUCACUUGUUUUAGAAGAAUUUUACCACCACAAUAUGCUGACGGUAUAUCUCUACCUCGUGUUUCUCAAAGUGGAAAACAGUUACCACCUCCUAGGGAUAUAUCUCUAGCUAUUCAUCGCUACAGAGAUCGUUCUGCUGAAGGAUACACUAUGAUGCUCAUGUCUUUUGGGCAAUUUAUCGAUCAUGAUAUUACAUUAACACCCAUCAGUAGAACUGUUGAUAAUGGAAUGAUUCAAUGUUGUCCAUUGCAAAACAGUACUCACCCUCAAUGUCUUCCUAUCGUAACUAGAAGAGACGAUCCAUUCUAUUCGAAAUUUAAUCAAAAUUGCAUUAAUUUCGUCAGAUCCGCUAUGUGUCCUAAUUGUGUACUUGGACCUCGACAACAGACAAAUGAAGUAUCUUCCUUUAUAGAUGGUAGCCAUAUAUAUGGAACUAAUUUGAAUACUAGUAGAGAGCUACGAACUAACAGUGGUGAUGGUAAACUGAGAACGGUGAUGAAUAGACAACAUGGUGAACUUCUACCACCCAGUGCCACUCCCGAUUCAGAUCAGUGCAGUAUACCCGAAGAUAAUAUGCUGUGUUUUAGAUCAGGUGAUCCAAGAGUGAAUCAACAACCAGGAUUAACCACUUUACAUACAAUUAUGGCUAGAGAGCAUAACAGAAUUGCUGAAGGAUUAAAAAGUAUAAAUCCUCGAUGGUCUGGAGAAAGAAUUUAUCAGGAAGCAAGGAAAAUUGUUGGAGCCAAGUUGCAAAUGGUCACAUGGAACGAAUAUCUUCCCGCUGUUUUAGGUUCCGAAUAUUCAAAUUUUUAUAAUAUACCGAUAACCGAGGAUGGUUACACCAUGUACGAUCCAAGCAUCAAUCCAAGUUUACUACACGAAUUCUCCACGGCCGCUUAUAGAUUUGGCCAUAGCCUCAUCGAUACGAUAUUCGAAACCAUUGCAUCUUCAGGAAGAAAAUCUUCUAUUGAUUUAAGAGAUAAUUUCUUCUUUCCUUUCGAUUUAUACUCCGGUUUAAUAGAUCCUUUGAUGAGAGGAAUACCAAGUCAACCAGCUCAGAAAUUUGAUCCGUUUAUGGUACCCGAUGUAACUAAUUUUCUUUAUAGAAGAAGAGGUAAUAACACAGGCUUGGAUUUAGCAUCUCUCAACGUGUUAAGAGGAAGAGAACACGGUAUACCGAGUUAUACAGCAUAUCUCAGACACGCUUUCGGUGUAAGAGUGAGAAACUUCAACGAUUUGAGGGUUGUUAUGUCAUCCAACGCUAUUAAAGGAUUCCAGAAUGCAUACGAAUCUGUCGAUGAUAUAGAUUUAUUUUCUGGAGGAACAGCUGAAACACCCGUCGAUGGUGGAGUAAUAGGACCGACAUUUGCGACCAUAAUAGGUCUCCAGUUUAACAAAUUAAAAUUCGGCGAUAGAUACUUUUUCACACACGGUGGACAAACCGGUUCUUUUACACGUCAACAAUUACAAGAAAUCCGCAAAACGACUCUAGCAAAAAUUAUAUGCAGUAACACCCAAGUUGAUGACAUACAAGAAAAUGUCUUCCUUUUCCCUUCAUUCAGUAACCCUGUGUUGCCCUGUCGAAAUUUACCAGAAAUUGAUCUAGAAGCAUGGAAAGAUUAAUCGGAAUAUCCAUAAUGUUCCAGUUUCAAAGUAUGGUAAUUAACCAGAAACAUUAAAGAAAACUUUAAUAAUAAAGUUUAUAUGAAUAAAAAUCGGAAAAAAAGAAGGGAAGGAUCAUAAUUUGCACAAAAUUCUGUACAUUUUUUAUUAUUCGAGCGUGAAAAUUGAGCAAUUGAGUGAAGAUGAUCUAAUAAUUUCUUUUUUCCCCUUCUGUUUUUUUUAAGUGUGUGUGUGAUACAAAAAAAAUUCUACUUAAUUUUAAUUAGUUUAUGUAUAAAUUUGAGGGUUUUUUAUGCAAAAACCCAACGAAAUAUAAACAUCUUCCUGAUACAACAUGAUAUCAACAAAACUUUACAGAAUUAAAUAAAUUAUAAAGCGUGAAAAACUUGUUAUCUCUUGUCCAUAAAACAGAACAAAUUUACAAUAAAAUUAAACAAUUUUUUAACAAUUA
This is a messenger RNA of Centruroides sculpturatus (bark scorpion), 2717 nucleotides long. RefSeq names its product chorion peroxidase-like. The coding region runs from base 122 to 2266 and encodes 714 amino acids. The record is from RefSeq and is a predicted model, not a curated record. Gene Ontology annotation, biological process: response to oxidative stress. Lineage: Eukaryota; Metazoa; Arthropoda; Arachnida; Scorpiones; Buthidae. The transcript has 13 exons. Gene Ontology annotation, molecular function: peroxidase activity; heme binding.